CUGUGCGCCGCGUGAUUGAGAAAAAGCGGCAUUCAUGACAAUAAAUGCCAUUUUAUAACCACCGACCCUAAGAAGCUGGAGAAGGGUCAAGUAAGCAGGGAUACAAAGUGCAAGAGUCUCAGCUAUGGGCGAGUCUAAUGGGAGUCAGCUGUCGACGGCGUACACAGGCACAAACGGCUAUCUGCCGGGAUUCCUGGCAGAUCCCUUCACAGACAGCUACAACAUGGACUAUGGAGUGCCGGAGGAUGAGAUGCCUGACACCACACAGGGCUGUGCCUUCUUCGUAGCCACCAUCGUCAUCGGUGUGGUGCUCGUCUGCAUCAUGCUGGUCUGCGGCGUGGGCAACUUCCUGUUUAUUGCCACCCUGGCGCGGUAUAAGAAGCUGAGAAACCUCACCAACCUCUUGAUCGCCAACCUGGCUGUGUCAGACUUCCUAGUGGCCGUGGUCUGCUGCCCCUUCCUGGUGGACUACUACGUGGUGAAGCAGCUCUCCUGGGACCAUGGGCUCCUGCUUUGCGCUUCCGUCAGCUACCUCCAAACAGUCUCCCUGUAUGUGUCCACCAACGCCCUGCUGGCCAUUGCAGUGGACAGGUAUAUGGCCAUCGUCCAUCCCCUGAGACCGCGAAUGAAGCACCAGACAGCCUAUUGCCUACUUGUCAGCGUGUGGAUCAUCCCAGUCCUUAUCUCCAUCCCCUCCGCCUACUUUGCCUCGGAGACCACAUACCCGCACGGUUCCUCCCAGACCAGCAAGGUGUUCUGCGCCCAGAUCUGGCCUGUGGACAAGCAGCUAUAUUACCGCUCCUACUUCCUGUUCAUCUUUGGCGUGGAGUUCGUAGCUCCCGUGCUGACCAUGUCGCUGUGCUACUUGCGGAUCUCCCAGGAGCUGUGGUUCAAGACCGUGCCGGGCUAUCAGACUGAGCAGAUCCGGAGACGGUUGCGGGGCCGCCGGAAGACCGUCGUGGUGCUCAUAGGCAUCCUGACGGCCUACAUCCUCUGCUGGGCACCGUACUACGGCUUUGCAAUCCUGCGUGACUUCUACCCAACAGUGAUCUCACGGGAGAAGAACUCCCUGGUGGCUUUCUACAUCAUCGAAUGCAUCGCCAUGAGCAAUGGCAUGAUCAACACCCUCUGCUUUGUCAGUGUCAGGAACAACACAGUCAAGCACCUGAGGAGGAUCGUGCUGCUUCGAUGGAGGUCCACCUACGUGCCCGGCAAGACUGCCGAGGACACGGACCUCCGGACCUCCUCCAUGCCAGUGACAGAGAUCGACUGCAUUCGUCUGAAGUAGGACUGAAGACUCCUAUCCAAUCUCAGACUGGACACGUUGAAAUAGACGCAUGCAAGUGGAAAGCUCUGUCACCAUGGCAGCGGCUAUGAAACAGAACAUAGAAAAGGACAGUGGGCGGAGCAAAAAGGGGUCAUCUUAUAUUUGCACAGAGGUUGCCUGUGGAGCUCCUUAACUCCUUAGCUGUACAUGGCCUCUGUUUGGCGUAGAUGGCCCUGUGGCAGGUGGAGUGUAGGUGCACGCCGGUGUAAAAACAAAGAAGAGUUAAUGCUUCGAUUUAUACCUUUCUCUAAAAAUUGCAAAGUCUUUUGUGUUUUCUAGGCAGAUGUAGAUGUGCUUCAUGCGUUCUGUCGUUCAGUAUGUGGACAACAUGUUGAGUCUGGAAAUAAAAGAGCUGCAGUAUAUUUCGAGUACUGUGUAUAUUUAUUGUUUAUGUGGAUAGCAGAAACAAGCAGCGAUCUCUGUUUAUUACAGUAGGGGGGGUUUUCUGUAAACGAUACAAGAAAAACCGUCUUAUUCUUCAUGGGUUUAGUGAAUAAUAUACGGAAUUUUCUCUGUGAAAAUGUACUGUGGGACUAAAAAAAAUUGGUAGGGUAAUAAUGUCGAAUGAGCUGAUCUCAUUACACACACUGCGGGUGAUUCAAAUAAUUUAUGAUAUUAGUGGUCUGCUGCUAAUGGUUAGCAGUUACUUAUGCAUACUUGGGUAAUUGUGUUAGCUUUUCUGCAUAACUGGAGUUGGAUUGUGAUGUUUGCUCUGUCUAACUUCUUACAAUUCAGUUUAAAUAUAUUUACAACAUGUGUUUGUUUCAAGUAAUUGAAACUCAAACUUAUUUCCCCGCCAGUCAUUCUGAUUGGAGGGAGCUUGUCAGAGAAAGCUAUUUAAAUUUGUAGCGCUUGGCAAGUUAAAAUAAGCAUGACAGUGGA
Brienomyrus brachyistius is the source of this 2209-nucleotide messenger RNA. RefSeq names its product prokineticin receptor 1b (gene prokr1b). The record is from RefSeq and is a predicted model, not a curated record. Gene Ontology annotation, biological process: neuropeptide signaling pathway. Lineage: Eukaryota; Metazoa; Chordata; Actinopteri; Osteoglossiformes; Mormyridae. The transcript has 3 exons. Gene Ontology annotation, cellular component: membrane. The coding region runs from base 125 to 1288 and encodes 387 amino acids. Gene Ontology annotation, molecular function: neuropeptide receptor activity.